AGACACCUGAUGCAAGGGUCCUCAUCAGCGCAUGUGACGCAGUGCUGCGCGCGCGGAAGCUGUUUUCAAUCCGUAAGUUUGGAAUGUAAUUAAGCACUAUGGCGUUUAACUUUACACAAACAGGCACUGGGGGCUUUUCCUUUGGUACCCCAGCACCAGCAGGAGCACCAGCCUCCACAGGCUUCAGUCUGCAGACCAGCGCUCCUGCAGGAGGAGGAGGAGGAUUCUCUUUUGGGACCAGCCAGCCUCAGACUCAGACACAAGGUUUCGGAAACCAGCCAUCCCAGAUUGCACAGCCAAUGCAGAAUAAUGGCAGCGCUCAAGGUGGAUUUAGCUUUGGAGGCCAGACCCAAAGCAGCACCCCUAGUGGAGGCUUUUCUUUUGGUGCGACUCUUCCAAAACUCAGCACACCCUCAGCAUCUCUGCCUGCAAGCACAGGUGCUACUCUGGGGGCUUCCACUGCUGGCUUCGCUCUUGGAGGUCUCAACACUCAAAUGACCACUCAGAUGACCCAGCCACCCACGGGAGGAUUCAGCUUUGGAACACCUAAAAUUCAGGCUACUUCAGCUGCCCCUGCCCAGCCCACCCCUGCCCUCUCACUGGGGGGGCAGUCCACAGGUUUCACUCUCGGAGCUUCUACUCCUGCCUCCAUAGCCUCCGCACCUGCUCUUAACUUUGGAACUUUGAAAGCUUCAGCCACCCCAGCACCUGUGAGCAUUGUCCCUGCCAGUCUGUCCUCAUCAGCUCCAGUGUCCUCUCUGUUUGCUGCUCCUAUAACCUCCACAUCCAUCACAGGAUUCACACUGGGCUCAUCGAUGGCGUCAGUGGCCGCUGCUGUGACGUCAGCCUCCAGCGCUUCCACAAUCCUAACACUGAAACCGUUAGGAACUGCACCUACUAUAACCACAGCUGCUGCAAGCACCGGAGCUCCCACAGGCUUUUCUCUGGGACUGAAGACGGCCGUAUCGACCGCACCAGCCGUCACAUCUACUGCUGCCAUAACAACCAGCACUGCUCCGGUGAUGUCAUACGCCCAGCUGGAGGCUUUGAUCAACAAGUGGAGCUCUGAACUGGAAGACCAGGAAAGACACUUUCUACAGCAGGCCACGCAGGUCAAUGCCUGGGACCGAAUGCUGGUGGAGAACGGAGAGAAGAUCACAGCUUUACAUAAAGAUAUGGAGAAAGUGAAACUGGACCAAAGAAGGUUAGAUCAAGAACUGGACUUCAUUCUGUCCCAGCAGAAAGAGCUGGAGGAUCUUCUUGCGCCAUUAGAGGAGUCUGUCAAAGAGCAAAGCGUAACCAUUUACAUGCAGAACGCAGAUGAGGAACGCGAGAGAACGUACAAGCUGGCAGAAAACGUGGAUGCUCAACUGAAGAGAAUGUCCCAAGAUCUGAAAGAGAUUAUAGAACAUCUCAACACAUCCAGUGGACCUGCUGACACCACUGAUCCGCUUCAGCAGAUCUGUAAAAUCCUCAAUGCACACAUGGACUCGCUUCAGUGGGUGGAACAAAACUCGGUUUUACUCCAGAGGCGAUUGGAGGAGGUCUCGAAGUUGUGUGACAACCGCAGUAAAGAACAAGAGAAGAGCUUUCGUUUAAACUUCCAGUAGUCAUGCAUCAAAAACGCUUCAUUGCUUGUAAACUAUUGUCAUGUUUUUGGUAUUUACUUCAAAAUAAAAUAAAUAUGUUCUGCCUGUU
Molecule: messenger RNA, 1698 nt
Organism: Triplophysa rosa
Lineage: Eukaryota; Metazoa; Chordata; Actinopteri; Cypriniformes; Nemacheilidae
Gene: nup62l
Product: nucleoporin 62 like
Exons: 13
Coding region: 99-1610 (503 amino acids)
Biological process (GO): RNA export from nucleus; protein import into nucleus
Cellular component (GO): nuclear pore central transport channel; nuclear pore
Molecular function (GO): structural constituent of nuclear pore; phospholipid binding
Source: RefSeq, a predicted model, not a curated record